GUCUUGUUCCGUACUUCCAUGUCGUCCUCCGCCUUCGCCCACUCACCGCCAUGUUCCGGUGCGCGCUCUGAGGCGGACUUGGCGGGUUGCGAAUUCCGAAGAUAACUGCAGCACGGCCUGAGGGCCUCUGACGCGUGAGAUCCCGGCCGUCGCUCGAGACCGCUUCUGGGCACAUCCCCGACCACUCCCCGCGAAUUCGUAGUCCGGAUACACCAUCAGUAAGAAAUUCGUAGAUGCGUCCCGGGCCUCUUAUAGGCGCGCCCGUCGCGCUCGCGGCGCCUCUGAAAGCCCCCAAGCAACUUGCUUACUCCUGACGCCUGCGGAUACGUUGAAUAACCCAGGAACGAGCAGCUCUUACACCAGCAACCUAUCAUCACUGACGACUUGAUACGCGACCUCGACUAUGAAAGACAAGUCGUCUGUGUCUAUUGAGCUCGGUGAGCGCGCAGUGUACAUGACGGAGGAUGGCGGUAGUGCCUCCCCCGCCAUGGUACGCGCCGAGUUGGUAAUGCGCCUCGCGCGCCCGACGCGCGUUACCUCCAUUGACGUCACUCUAUGUGGCACAUCCUUUGUGCAUUGGCCCGAGGGCCACGGCACCCAAGCCGACCAUAACGAGGUGCACAUCGUCCACCGCGAGUCGCGCACUCUCUUCGAUGCCAGUGCUACCGAAGAUGCCGACGACGGUGACGAUCUGCCACCACCCACCUACGUAGAGACCGAGACUGAUUUCUCUCGUCCACGCUCUGUACAAUCGACCUCAUCUACUUCGUCGUCAGAUUUCUCGGCCAUCAUCAGCGCUGAUGUCGACGACGAGAUCACGCGCACUCCCCCGGAGGUGUACCGCACACUCUCACAUACAUCAGCUAUGUCUAAUGCACGGUCGUCACCCUCUACUUCUCGCCCAACUCGGCGACCUACCUCGUCGACUUCGCAUCGUGUGACCUCACGAUCCCUGUCGCGCUCUUCUAGCUCCUCUUCCGACCACCAUACUCACAGUAUCCUUCACCUCCUCUCUCCUUGGCGCGCAUGGAAGUCACACAAGGACACCUCCCACCCACACGACGAAACACGGCUGCCCGUGAUCUCCGUCUCAGAAGACGAGCCUGCGGACCCGCAUGCGCGGGCAACAUAUAAGGAGUUCGCUGCAGGAACCUACACCUACCCCGUCGCCUUCAACCUCCCCGCAGGUGCGCCGCCAACACUGAUGUGUGCCCGUGGCUCCCUCCGCUGGAAGCUCGUCGCUCGCGUCGAGCGCGCGGGGUCGAUGGCGCAGCACGCGCACGGCCUCCUUGACUUCCACUCGCAUGACAGUGCUCCCGUUCAUUCGCAUGACGCUGCUCAGGCCCGUGGUCGGGGCGUCGCGCGACACGGCACCACCCACGAACACUCGCGGUCUCCUUCCGGCCACUUCACGCACCCGCCCGAGCCGCUCGUCGACGCGUGCGAGGUGCGCGUGAUUGCGUGCCCGCCGGCGGAUGGGGCGGAUAUUGGGUGCGCGGUGGUGGAGCGGGAGUGGCCAUCGAGGGGGGAUGCGAGGUCGAGUAGGAGGACGAGCGGCGAGGAGCAUAGGAGGGGCGGUGAGGAGCCUACAUCUGCCGGUGAACCGUCAUCGAGUGACGGACCGACCUCAUCGACCUCGAAUGAAGGACCCCGCCGAACGACCAGCGUACCUCCGCGACGGAGCGUCAGUGGAACGGAUGUCCCUUCCCCUCGCCGAAGCACCAGCAUCGCACCGCACAUCAGCCUGAACGACGCUCCGCAACGGCGUGCGCGCCUGCAUUAUACGCUAACGGUCGGUACGCGCAGCGUCAGCGCGGGUGGGCUGCUACCGAUCUCGCUCGUGCUGGUACCGUUGGCGAAGGUCAACCUGCAUCGGGUGACAGUUUUGAUCGAAGAACAAGUCGCCUACCUCUCCCAAAUGACUGACGUCGUCCGCGUCGACGGCGUGCUCCCGAUCCCGCUCAUGAAGUGCAAGAGCGGCGAGCGCGUGAAGGGCCUCGACGGCGAGGAGGUGCGGACGCUGAGCGGGGACGAGGUGGUCGAGUUGCUGGACGACGAGCAGCCACAUGCGAAGGCGGCGGCUUGCGCGUUGGAGCAUUCGGCUUCGGCGUCGGCUUCGUCUCAUGCCUCUCCAUCUUCGCCCACCUCUCCGUCGCACCACGCCUCAUCAUCUCACCCCACCACAUUCGACCCCCUCUCCAUCUACGACCCCCUCACCUCAGCCACUUCCUCCCCGUUACAUCCCUCGACACCGCCCCACCACCUCCCCUCCGCGCUGCACGAGCCGUGGGCGCUCACGACCGCUCUCCGCGUCCCCGCGCGCGGCCUGCGCCCCACGAACGAGAACCGGGCGGCGAAUGUGCUGAUCACGCACGCGUUGGCGGUGACGAUGCGCGUUGGGGUCCGGCCGGGGGAAGAGGUGGCGCCAAAGACGAGCCAAGAGGCGGGGAGGACCGGUCAGGCCCCCGUGGUGGGUGAGAGGAAUAGCGUGGACCAACCCCGCCGCUCCUCCGAAGCCGACGACCGGCGCCACUCGGGCCUGUCCGCAGGCGUCAACCUCGCCGAGGUUGUACUGGAGGAGAAGCUGUUCGACGUGACGAUACGGAUGCCGGUGCAUGUAUAUUCGCCUCUCUGCACCCCUGACGCCCUCUGUCUUCCCAUGUACGAGGAAGAGGACUCCAGCUCAAGCCAUUCCGACGACCGCAGCACCGACGACGAGCGCGUCGGCAGGGAUCGCAGACACAUUCGUCGCGUCGCGGAAGCGGCGGCGGGUGUGGUGCCGUGGAUAUAAGGACUCUACAAAGGACUUGUCUUCGAUUGUACACAUUUCUUCAGCGACUGCACAACAUGUUUUUGAUGCAACGACGUGACGCCUCACGUAGAAGGGAUACCCACUAUAAUACCUAAUGUAUACCCUCGAGGAUUGUAAUACCAUGAAAGAGAAGCUGCAUCUCGAUUCCACAUACCUCACCAUCGGCUCUUUCCUUCGGAUAAUUGAGCCCGCGAUUGCAAAGUAUCCAUACAUCUUCGGCGAAG
Molecule: messenger RNA, 3036 nt
Organism: Schizophyllum commune H4-8
Lineage: Eukaryota; Fungi; Basidiomycota; Agaricomycetes; Agaricales; Schizophyllaceae
Exons: 5
Coding region: 404-2791 (795 amino acids)
Source: RefSeq, a predicted model, not a curated record